Balaenoptera acutorostrata (minke whale) is the source of this 2539-nucleotide messenger RNA. Its product is annotated as eIF5-mimic protein 2-like. Gene Ontology annotation, cellular component: cytoplasm; membrane. NCBI's taxonomy places the organism in Eukaryota, Metazoa, Chordata, Mammalia, Artiodactyla, Balaenopteridae. Bases 1197 to 2000 code for a protein of 267 amino acids. Gene Ontology annotation, molecular function: protein binding. The transcript is spliced from 3 exons. The record is from RefSeq and is a predicted model, not a curated record.
UUGGAAUCAGCCUGUCAAGUUCCAUGAAAAAUUCUACUGGAAUUUUGAGUAGCGAUUCAUUGAAUUUAUUUAAGUCUUCCUUAAUAUAUUUCAAUGAAGCUUUAUCAUUUUCUCUACAUUAGUUUUGCAUGUCCUUUGUGAGAUUCAUUUCUAAGUACUUAUUUUUUGUUGUUUUUAAAAAAGUAUCUUAAAAAAAAUCUUUUGCAUUAUGUAUCAGAAGACAUGUAUCAAAAAAUGCACAGAGAACUCAGUGAAUUGGUAAAAAGUGAACAUGUACCCAGGUUUUAAAAAAAAAAUCUGCCUAGAACCCUACAUUCUCUCCCCUCAUUCUUUCAAUCUCCCCCAGGCUGAGCAUAACACCCCAUUUUAAAUGCAACAAAUGACUUAUAUUUCUGAACUUUAUAUAAAUGGAAUAAUACAGCACAUAGCCUUUAUGUCUUGCUUUCUUCUCUUACAUUAUAUUUGUAAGAUUCGUUAAGUGUUAAAACAUAUAUUUGUCUUUUACUCAGUCUCAUUUACUGGUUACUAUUCAACAGUGGCAAUAUGCUACAAUUCACUCAUACUACUGGAAAAAUAAUGGCAUAGUACAUAUAAAAAUAAUGGCCUCUGGGUAAUUGCCAGUUUGGAGCUAUUACGAAAACUGCUGUAAAGAAUAUUCAUGUGGCGGAGGAGACACCACCGCAGUUGCCGCCACCUCCGGGAUUUCUGGCUCUUUUCUCUUCGCCUUAAAUUCGGGUGUCUUUUAUGAGUAAUCAAAAGCAGUAAAGGCAACGCUAUCAGGCCAGCGUUUUAAAACCAGAAAAAGAGAUGCAAAAGAGAGGUUUGACUCUACUCAGUUUUAAGACUGCAUUAUUCAAGGCUUAACUGAAACUGGUACUGAUUUGGAAGCAGUAGCAAAGUUUCUUGAUGCUUCUGGAGCAAAACUUGAUUACUGCCGAUAUGCAGAAACACUCUUUGACAUUCUGGUGGCCGGUGGAAUGCUGGCCCCAGGCGGUACACUGGCAGAUGACAUGAUGCGUACAGAUGUCUGUGUGUUCGCAGCACAAGAAGACCUCGAGACCAUGUAAGCAUUUGCUCAGGUUUUUAACAAGUUAAUCAGGUGCUACAAAUACCUGGAGAAAGGUUUUGAAGAUGAGGUUAAAAAGCUGCUGCUGUUCUUAAAGGGUUUUUCAGAGUCGGAGAGGAACAACCUGGCUAUGUUGACCGGUGUCCUUCUGGCUAAUGGAACACUUAAUGCAUCCAUUCUUAAUAGCCUUUAUAAUGAGAAUUUGGUUAAAGGGGUUUCAGCAGCUUUGGUUGUAAAGCUCUUUAAAUCAUGGAUAAAUGAAAAAGAUAUCAAUGCAGUAGCUCCAAGUCUUUGGAAAGUGAGCAUGGAUAACAGACUGAUGGAACUUUUUCCUGCCAAUAAACAAAGCAUUGAACACUUCACAAAGUAUUUUACCGAGGCAGGCUUGAAAGAGCUUUCAGAGUAUGUUUGGAAUCAGCAAACCACAGGAGCUCGUAAGGAACUCCAGAAAGAACUUCAAGAACAGAUGUCUCGUGGUGAUCCAUUUAAGGAUAAAAUUUUGUAUAUCAAGGAGGAGAUGAAAAAAAACAACAUCCCAGAACCAGUUGUCAUCGGAAUAGUAUGGUCCAGUGUAAUGAGCACCGUGGAAUGGAACAAAAAAGAGGAGCUUGUAGCAGAGCAAGCCAUCAAGCGCUUGAAGCAAUACAGCCCUCUCCUUGCUGCCUUUACAACUCAAGGUCAGUCUGAGCUGACUCCGUUACUGAAGAUUCAGGAGUAUUGCUAUGACGACAUUCGUUUCAUGAAAGCCUUCCAGAAAAUAGUGCUGCUCUUUUAUAAAGCUGAAGUUCUGAGUGAAGAACCCAUUCUGAAAUGGUAUAAAGAUGCACAUGCUGCCAAGGGGAAAAGUGUUAUCCUUGAGCAAAUGAAAAAGUUUGGAGAGUGGCUCAAAAAUGCUGAAGAAGAAUCUGAGUCUGAAGCUGAAGAGGGUGACUGAAUUUGAAACUACACCCUCAGUAAAGCAAACAGGAGUUGUAGAUAAAAUGUCAUGUCUCAUGUGUCCUGGUUCUUACAUCUUCCUACCUCCCUAUAUCAAGCAUGAUAUAAGGGCUUUCAUGGCAAAGUUUAUUUUAACUGUUCCUAUGGUUACUGGAAAUGUUGGAUUUAGUUUCUAAAGCCAUGUUUUAGAACUAGUCUAUCUGGGAGAAUCCUUCUUUGUCUCUUCCAGCUUCUAGUGACCCCUAGUGCUCCCUGGCUUUGGACAGCAUAACUCCAAUCUCUGCUCCUGUCUUCACAUGGCCUCCUCUCCUCUUUUUGUUUGUGGCAACCCUGUGUCAAGCAGCUCUACUGGUGGUGCCAUUUUUCCAACAGCAUUUGCUCACUUCGUGUCUCUAGGUCACGUUUUGACGUUGCCUGUGCCAUUUAUUUUUUCUGUUGAUACAGGCCUUUCAUUCCUCACUGCAAGUGAUGAGCUCUGUAUACUUGAUUGGCUGAACGUUUCUGUUAUUCUGUUUAAACUGGCAAGUUUUUUUUCUU